Molecule: messenger RNA, 1083 nt
Organism: Trichomonas vaginalis G3
Lineage: Eukaryota; Parabasalia; Trichomonadida; Trichomonadidae
Exons: 1
Coding region: 1-1083 (360 amino acids)
Molecular function (GO): protein binding
Source: RefSeq, a predicted model, not a curated record
AUGAACAUCUUUAUGACUUUAAGCCAGAAAAACAAUGAAGUUGAUCUAAAAGAAAAUAAUGGCUUUUAUCUCAUGAAAUUUGCAUUUUUAAAUGGACAUAUUGAUUUAAUUAAAUAUCUUCUUGACAAAAAAGUUAUUUUAUUCAGAAAAGAACUGAAAGAAGAAUUGAAAUAUAGGAAAAAAGGCUCAUGGGUUGCUUAUUAUUACCAUAAAAAGCCAUCCAAAGAAGAAGAAGAUAAUGAUGAUGAAUAUGAAUUAGGUAAUAAUCCAAAAUACAAUUAUUACAAUGUUAUGGAUGAAGCAAAACAUGAUAUCAUUGAAGCAUAUCAACUCAUUUUAGAAAAUGGUGGCAAAUCUUUAGCAGUAGGAAGCGAUAAUUGUAAAACACUUCUUGAUUAUCAUUCUAUGAAUGGCAAUUUCGAAAUUGUUAAGGUUCUUGUUGAACAUGGUGCACGAAUCAUGUUAAGUACAUUAAAAUUAUGUAGUGAUUUUCGAUCAUUAUAUUUUUUGAUUGACCAUUCCGAUGAAGAAUUCAUUACAGAAAAUCUUGAAUUGUUAAUUAAUAACGACGAAAAACUCUCUGGAUUUCUUUAUUUCAUGAAAAAUCACUCACUUGACAUUUUAAAUUCAUAUGGAAUUCUUACCUGCUUGUCAAAAUCUUUACAGGUUGAAAAUGAAAGUGUUUGCAUUUAUAUCUUGAAAAAUCUUGAUUUUCAUUGUGAAGAUUAUUAUGAAAAUAUUCCGGAUGAAUAUGAUAAUUGGCUUAUUAAAUCAAUUAAAAUGAAUUCUUCAGAAUGUGUUCGAUUACUUCUCGAAUUCAUGGAAAAAUAUAAAUUACUUGAUGGAUAUUUCACUCCAAGAACUAUCAAUCUCAAACAAUCUAAUGGUCCACAAUCACGUGAAUCUAUCAUCCCAGAUUAUUAUCUUCAUGCAACGAAACAGAACAACACAGAAAUUGUUCAAAUCCUUAUUGAACACAAAGUUCCAAUUCAUCAAAUAUCGAACGACUUCAUUCAAAAUGCAUUAUUUUGGGCAGCUGUUCGUCAAAACAAAUCAAUCAUUGAUUUAUUACUUUCUUAUUGA